CCGCCGCGCCUGCUCCGCCGCCACCCGCCGCUGGAGGUGGAGUCGCGGCUGGGGCUCAGCCCGCCCCUGGACGGCAGCGUGCUGGGCUUCCCCGCGCGGCCCCCGUCGGACGGCGGCGCCCCCCUGCCCGCCCACGGGCGCCUGGUGGACUCCGACGGGCGCCCGCUGCCCCCCGGCUGCAGCAGCGGGUGCGGCCGCUGGCUGCGGGCGGGGAUCCGCUACCAGCGCACGGCGGCCGAGCCCGGGCCCCGCCGCGGCGCCAUCCCCAUGCGGGUGGAGCUGCGCGCCGGCGGAGCCGCAGUACUGCCCGGGCGCGGCGCGGCGAACACGGCCCCCUCCCUGGCCUUCGCGGCGCUGCUGGUGGCCGAGGCGGGUCGGUGCGUGCUCACCGCCCUCACCCCCGGCAUGCUGGCGGCCGAGGACCUGGAGAGCCCCCCGGACCUGCUGCUCUUCAGCCUCACCGCGCCCUGGCCCGGCCCCGGCCCCGGCCCGGCCCCGCCCGGCCCCGGCGGGCGGGAAGGCGAGGAUCUCCGGCUGCGGGGCUACCUGCUCAGCACCGACGAGCCCGGCCGGCCUCUCGCCUCCUUCACCCCGCGGGAGCGGAGGGAGCUGAAGAUCGCCGACCAGCCGCCCCCGCUGGACUCGGACCAGGAGCGCAUCUUCCAGCUGGAAAUGAAGGUGCUGGACCCUGAGGGCGCCUCUUCCCAGCCCUUUGCCUCCAUGGUGGCGGUGAAGCCCAUGAACGCCCUAGCCCCAGUGGCUACCUUCAGCCAAGCCGCCGGCCCCCAGCUCAUGCUCUUCGAGGGGCAGUCAAGGCCUCUGUCUGGCACUCUGGAGAUAAGCGACGAGGACAACCUGAGCGAGGUGAAGGUCUGGGUGACGGGGGGCCUGCGACAUGGCGAGCUCAGGGUACUGGGUGCGCCACCUGGCCGCAAGUACUUCACAGCAGCCGAGCUGGAGGCUGGGCAGGUAGUUUACCACCACGAUGGCAGCGAGCACAGUUACAGUGAUAACACCGUGUUCCGCAUGGACGACGGGCAGCACCAGGUGGAGUUUCUUUUCCCCAUCAUCAUCGCCCCUGUUGAUGACCAGCCACCCCUGCUCAACGCCAACACCGGGCUGGUGCUGAGAGAGCGCCAGGCUGUCCAGAUCUCACCCUUCGUUCUCCGCACCGCUGACAUUGAUUCUGAAGAGUCAACUAUUCGCUUUGUACUUCAGAAGGACCCUGAGGAGUCUGCUCGCUCCCACCGCCUGGGUGAGCUUCUCCUGUGCCAGGCAGAGACACCGCCAUCCUAUGAGAGGGAAGAGGACAUGGAGGAGGCUGGUGGUGCUUCCUCCUCAUGGCGCUUUGUGGAAAGUGAGGGUGUGUAUGAGAAGGUGGUGAGUGAAUGGCUGCAGCAGGAUAUCCUGGAUGGAAGGCUGUUCUACAGGCAUACAGGACCCCAUAGCACCAGUCCUGUGAUAGACCAGUUUGUGUUCCGCCUCCAGGAUGACAAUGAGCCCCCUAACCAGUCUGGGGAGCAAGUAUUCACCAUCAAAGUGCAACCAGUAGACAAUUUGCCCCCACAGCUAUACCCAGGCACUAGCCUACAGAUGACAGUCUUGGAGUAUCAGGUGACCCAAUUCAGAAAGCACUAUCUGUGCUACACUGACCUGGACACAGAUGACAGUGAGUUGAAAUACACUCUGCUUACACCCCCAACUGACAUAGAUGAGAACCACCCUCUGCUGGCUGGAGAGAUCGUGCUGGCUGACAACCCUCUGGUGUCCAUUACUCAGUUCACCCAAGCCCAGGUCAGCCAUCAGAAGGUGACAUACUGGCCUCCUGACCAGGAGCUGGGUAUCACCCCAAGAGUGGUACAGUUUAACUACAGUGUAGAGGACUCAGCGAGCAACUCUGUGCGAGGGACCUUCACACUCUUCCUGCAGCCAGUGGACAACCAGCCACCCCAGAUCACCAACAUGGGCUUCACUGUGCUGGAGGGGAGCAGCUUCCUUCUCACCACCAGGCAGUUGGAUGCCACUGACCAGGACACGGACACAGACCAAAUUGUCUUCAUCUUAAACCAGGCACCCCAGCAUGGCCACCUGCGCUAUCAGGAGGGGCUGAUUGUCCAGGGGGAAUCUUUCCUGCUAGAUGAUGAUGCCAGUGGGCAUAUAUCCUACCAGCACAGUGGUGAUGAGUCCACCAAUGACUUCUAUCAACUGGAAGUGAGUGAUGGCAUCCACCAUGUUCCAAUCACUGUUAGGAUCACUGUGCAGCCAGUGGACAAUGAAAGGCCUAGCAUCGCUCUACCUGGUGGUAAUGGGCUGCUGGGACCCUGACUUGAUGUGCUAGAAAAUGGUGUCACUGAGAUCACUACUUCCCUUCUCCAGGGCACAGAUGAAGAUACCGAUGAUCUGGCACUGACUUUCUUUGUGAAGGAUCCACCCAAGCUGGGUGACAUUCUAGUAAAUCGGGUGCCCGUGGAAAGAUUCACCCAGCAAGACCUUAUCAGUGGGACAGUAGUCUAUGCUCACACUGGUGGAGAGAUUGGCCUGAAGAAGAGAUAUGACUCUUUCAAUCUGACCCUCUCUGACCUCUCCCAUGAGUGGGUGACGGGAGGCAGCAUGGUGCAAGGGAUACGUGUGACUGUGCUGCCUGUGGACAGCAUUGCACCUAAAGUGAUUGUGGGGCCCGAGCUGUUCAUUGUCUCAGAGGGAGGAAAGAAAGCUCUGACCCAGCAGCAACUGGAUGUGGAGGAUGUGGAUACUCCCAUGGGUGACAUUUUAUGCACCAUCACUGUUCAGUCCACUUCUGGAUACCUGGAGAACAUCUCUCCAGCCCCGAGGUCUGAAAAGUCUAGGGCUGGCACUGCCAUUAGCACCUUCUCCAUCAAAGAUGUUCACCUGGGACAUAUCAGCUAUGUUCAGAGCAUCCACAAGGGGAUGGAACUUAGAUUCACUUUCUGCUGCUCUGAUGGCGUCAAUGUCUCCCCACACUACUUUUUCCCCAUUAUCAUCAUCCCUACCAACGAUGAAAAGCCUGAGCUGUCUGUGCGUGAGUUUGUGGUGCUGGAGGGGAUGAGUCUGGUUAUUGACACACCCAUCCUCAAUGGCACGGAUGCUGAUCUUCCCCCAGACCAACUGUACUUCUUCAUCAGUGUUCUCCCCAAGCAUGGGCAAAUUGUGCAGCAGCUGACAACUGGUGCCAUACCCAUCCGCAACUUCACAAUGGAGGAGAUCCAGGAGGCCUCCAGCAUUGUCUAUGAGCAUGAUGACUCCGAGAUUAAAGAGGACAGCUUCAAAGUCCAUCUAAGUGAUGGCCAGCACACAGUGGAACAAAAAGUGCUGAUCAUGGUGAUCCUUAUGGACGAUGAGACUCGUAGGAUGACUAUCAAUGAUGGGCUGGAGAUAGAGAUUGGUGGGUCUAAGGUCAUCAUGAACAGAGACCUUAAAGCCACAGAUAUAGAUUCAGAAGACAGGAACCUCACCUACAUCAUCCGCUUGGCACCCAGGCAGGGUCUUCUGCAGCAUGUGAGCAGACACGGGGAGCUGUUAGGCCCCAUUACAGUGGGCAUGAACUUCACCCAGGAUGAUAUAGACCAGGGUUUUAUCCGUUAUGCUCAUACUGGCCAACAAGGGGUCCGUGAUCUGGUUAAAUUUGAUGUCACUGAUGGCAUUAACCCCUUGAUAGACAGAUACUUUUAUAUUACCAUCAGCGGCAUUGACAUAAUCUUUCCUGAGGUGAUUAACAAAGGGUUAACUCUGAAAGAGGGUGGGAAGGUGACGCUCACAACUGACCUGCUCAGCACUAGUGACAUUAACAGCCCUGAUGAGAACCUGCGCUUUGGCAUCACCCAGGCCCCUAACCGAGGGCACUUAGAGAGCUCGGACAAUCCUGGGGUGCCUGUUGCUUCCUUCUCUCAGCUCCAGCUAGCUGGCAAUAAGAUUUACUACAUCCACACUGCAGAGGAUGAGGUGAAGAUGGAUAGCUUCGAGUUUGAAGUGACAGAUGGCUAUAAUCCGGUCUUCCGCACCUUCAGGGUCUCCAUUACGGACGUGGACAAUAAAAAGCCAAUUCUGACUAUCAAUGACCUUGUAGUUGAGGAAGGGAAGACCAAACUGAUUACCCCCUUUGAGUUGACUGUGGAAGAUCGGGACACCCCUGACCAUUUGCUCCGUUUCACGGUUACCCAGGUCCCUGUCCAUGGCCAGAUUUUAUAUAACAGCAGCUAUCCUGUGACCAGCUUCACCAAAUUAGAUUUGAAUGAGAAUCUGAUCAGCUAUAGACAUGAUGGUACAGAAACAAGCCAGGAUAGCUGCUCGUUCACUGUGACUGACGGGACCCACACAGACUUUUACAUUUUCCCUGACACCAUUCUGGAGACUCAUCAACCCCAGAUAUUGAAGAUCCAGAUCAAUCCCCUGGACAAUGGGGUGCCACAGUUAGUGGUGAACAAAGGUGCCCCAACUCUGAGAAACCUUCCGACUGGACACUUGGGCUUCUUGAUCACCAGCAAGUCACUGAAGGUAGAAGACCGACACAGCCCACACAAACUGCUGAAGUACAAAAUCACAGAUGGCCCAGACCAUGGAUUCAUCAUUAAUAUUGGCCUCGGAAAUGAGAGCAUUAACACAUUUACACAAGCUGAUAUUGAUGAAAUGAAGAUCAGCUAUGUCUUGAAAGAUGGUGAUAGUUCUACCAGUGACAUCAUCUACUUCUCCAUUGAAGACAAUGGAGGAAACAAGCUAAAGAGGCAAUGCUUCCGUUUGAGCUGGGCUUGGAUUUCACUGGAGCAAGAGUACUACAUUGUAGACGAGGACUCCAAGUUCCUGGCGGUGUCUCUCAAGCACAGAGGAUACCUAGGAGAGUCAUCAGUGAUCAGUAGUUUUUCCAAUUUUUACUCGGGUAUUGGGACUAAAGAUGGAACAGCAAAAAAGGAUAAAGAUUUCAAAGGGAAAGCUCAGAGACAAGUCCAGUUUAAUCCAGGACAGACCACGGCUACCUGGCGAGUGAGGAUAACCAUAGAUGAUGAAUAUGAAGCAUCUGAAACUUUCCAGAUCAUUUUGUCUGAUCCUAUCAUGGCUGCUCUUGAGUUUCCAGAAAUAGCAACAGUUGAAAUUGUGGAUCCUGGUGACGAAUCUAUAGUGUACAUUCCCUGGCUGGAGUACAGAGUAGAGGAAGAUAUUGGUGAGCUGUUAAUCCCUGUUAGGAGAUCUGGAGAUAUCAGCCAAGGACUAAUGGUCGUUUGUUGCACAUAUCAAGGCUCUGCCACAGGCACAAAUCCCUCCACUGUGUUAUCCUAUUCUGAUUACAUCUCCCGUCCUGAAGAUCAUACCAGCAUCAUCUGCUUUGAUAAGUAUGAGAGAGAGAAAACCUGUCGCAUCAUCAUUAUUGAUGAUUCCUUGUGUGAGGAAGAUGAGACCUUCAAUGUCACACUGAGCAUGCCGAUGGGUGGGCAAAUCGGUGCUAAAUUUCCUAGCACCAAAGUGGUAAUCCUGGCUAGCACAGGGGAUGGUGAAUCUAACGAAUUACUGCCUCUUACUCGUACAGAUUCCAAAGUCAUCAACAGGGAUCAGUCUAGCAAUUUUGCUGGAAUUGAUUAUGUGGGCAUCAGCCGAAAUCUGGACUUUGCUCCUGGAGUCAAGAUGCAGGUGUUCAGAGUGACUGUCCUCGACGACCUGGGGCAGCCUGUUUUGGAGGGUCCGGAGAAGUUUGAGCUGAUUCUCUGUAUGCUGAACGCAGUGCUUGGGGUGCCUAUCAAAACUACCAUCUUCAUCAAUGACAGCAUUACUGAUCUACCCAAAGUCCAGUUCAAGAAACCAUGGUACACAGUGAAUGAAAAAGGACAGUUAAUGGCUAUCAUUUAUCGUAGUCGUGAUAUUAACCAUAAAUCUACCAUCCGUUGCUACACUCGCCAAGGUUCUGCUCAAGUCAUGAUGGACUACCAGGAGCGACCAAACACAGAUGACUCUGUGGUGGUGUUUCUGCCAGAAGAGAUUGAGAAGCCCUGUGCGGUAAUACUGGAGGAUGAUGCAAUUUAUGAAGAAGAGGAAGAAUUCAGACUAGUGCUUGGAACACCAAAAAGUACCACAAUGUUUGGUGCUUCCAUUGGGGAGCAAAAAGAGACCCUGAUCAAGAUUAAGGAUGAAGAAGACAAACCAGUGAUUAAGUUCUCCAAAAUCAGACACAGCAUUCAGGAGCCUCAGGAGCCUGGAGAGAUUGCAGUUGUAAAGAUCCCCAUUUUACGUCUGGGUGACAGCUCAAAAGUAUCUGUUGUGCGAAUCAACAUGAAAGAUGACUCUGCCACCUCUGGGGAAGACUAUAAUCCAAUGUCUGAUGACAUUGAAUUCAAAGAAGGAGAAACUGAACAUAUUGUUGACGUUGAGGUCUUAUACGACAGAGUGAGAGAAAUGAGAGAAGCAUUUACAGUCCAUUUGAAACCAGAUGAGAAUAUGGUGGCUGAGACACAGAUGAACAAAGCCAUUGUGUACAUUGAAGAAGUGGACAGCAUUGCAGAUGUGACUUUCCCAGCUGUGCCCCAGGUUGUAUCGCUCCUGAUGUACGAUGACGCUUCUAAAAGCAAAGAGAACCCACAUCCUCCAACUGGUUACCCUAUUGUGUGUGUAACGGCAUGUAAUCCCAAGUAUUCAGAUUAUGACAAGACUGGGUCUCUCUGUGCUGGAAACAUCAAUGACACUCUGACCCUGUACCGCUGGCUUAUCAGUCCUCCGAGUGGCAGCGACGGUGUUACCAGCCCCCUGCGGGCAGUGGACUCCAACACCUUCUUUACCAAUACCAAGUCCAUCUCCCUGGACUCCAUAUACUUCCAGGCUGGAUCAAGGGUCCAGUGUGCAGCACGGGCUGUCGGUGCCAAUGGUGAUGUAGGUCUGGAACUGCUGAGCCCUGUUUACACAGUGAACAGAGAAGACGGUUUUUGUCAACCUCGGAUCCCAGGAACGGUUGGAGCAGAACCUUUCUCAGCCAAGAUUCGCUACACGGGUCCAGAUGAUCCUGAUUACCCCAACCUGAUCAAAUUAACUGUUACAAUGCCUCAUAUGGAUGGAAUGCUGCCUGUCAUCUCAACUCAUCUAUUAUCCAACUUCGAGCUGACUCUUAGCCCUUAUGGCACUCGUGUGGGCAACCACAAGUGCUCCAACAUACUGGAUUAUAAUGAGCUCCAGACCAAACAUGGUUUUGUUACAGAUGAAACCAAGAACCCUGAAGUGACUGGGGAAACGUUACCCUACCAGUACAGCAACUCUCUGCGAUCUACUAAGACCUUGCGUUUUUACUGUAACCUCAACCUGGAGGCCUGCCUCUGGGAGUUCAACAGUUAUUAUGCUGUGUCUGAACUGCUGACUGACUGCGGUGGCUACAUUGGCACUGAUGGCCAGGUGUUAAAUCUGGUGCAAUCCUAUGUCACGCUGCGGGUGCCCCUCUAUGUCUCCUACAUCUUUCACUCUCCUGCGGCCAUUGGUGGCUGGCAGCACUUUGACUUGCAGUUGGAACUGAGACUCACCUUUGUAUAUGAUACCGCCAUCCUGUGGAAAGAUGGCAUAGGCAGCCCACCAGAAUGAGAGCUCCAAGGUUCCCUCUACCCAACCAGCAUGCGAAUCAGUGAUGAAGGUCAAUUGGUGGUGAAUUUCAGGACUCAGAUUCAGUUCUGAGGACAGCUUAUAAUGUCUCACCCAGGUACUUCUCUGUCAUCAGUGGUGAUGUCUGCUGACUACCCUGACCUCACCUUCACACUGAGUCUGUUACGAAGUGAGCCAGCCUUCCACCAGCCCGUGCAGCAGUGGAGCUUUAGCUCAGACUUUGCUGUACGAGACUAUUCUGGCACUUACACUGUAAAAUGUAUCCCAUGUACUGCUGCACCCAACCAGGAAUAUACCCUUCCUAUUACCUGUAACCCAUGGGAACCAAUCACCUUUGAAGUGGAUAUCAAGUUCCAACAGGUCAGUGACCCAGUAGCGGCUGAGUUCAGUCUCAAUACCCAAAUGUUCCUGCUGUCCAAGAAGGAGCUCUGGAUAUCCAAUGGCUCCAUGGGAUUUGGGGAAGGAACAGAUGUGGCAUUUGCUGAAGGGUCUGAAAUUUAUGGCCUAGUAAUGGUGGACCCUGUUCAGAACUUAGAAGACUCUUUCAUCUGCAACAUUGAGCAGGUUUUUCUGUGCACUGGGGCUGAUGGAUAUGUGCCCAAAUACAGUCCGGAUAAUAAGGAAUAUGGGUGCCUGGCUGACUCACCUAGCCUAUUGUACAGAUUCAAGAUCCUGAAUAAAGCUCAACCUGACACCCAGGCAGAAGUGUUUUGAAAUGUGAAGUUUCAUACUAAAUUAGCUAUUGAUCAUGCAGAUGCUUUUCCUUUAGUAAAGCGGCCUGGUUCUGAUGGUUUCAGUCCUUCAUCCUCUCCUCUCUUCCAGGUAGCAGCAGGACGAGAGUGGUACAUUCAUACAAUUUACAUGGAGGGCAAGAGAAGCCUAGAGCAUCAUGAGGCACUCAGCAGCACCAGGAUGCCAAAGUGUAGUCGGAGAGCCAAUCCUGAUGGCCCUGCCCUUACGGAAGACAUAGGAACAAAUAAAAACAGGGGCACAAACAUUCAGCAUAUAGCCCUCUACCAUUCCAUUCCUUCUCAAAGCCAAGUUCUCUGUCCUUCUAAGAUGUCAUUUAAUUGCAAAAGCAAACUCAGGCACAUGACAUGUAAUUGGUUGGGUCAUGUGUUAGUACUAAAAACAGAAGUGGCCCAGCAGAUGUGCAGUAGGUUCAGGUAUGAAUGACUGAUUUAGAGUUCAAAACCAUUUUCCAGGAAUGAGAGAGAACCCUGGGAUUUUUAAACCAGCAUUUGCGAACCAGUGUAGGUGCAGCUCUAACUCUGCCUUUAUAGCCCCGAGGUAAGCCUGAUGCUUGUUGAAGGGAAAUUGAUGUUUAGUUGCUACUCUAUAGAUUUAUUUUUGUGAAAAGGAAACCAGCAGUAUGUAUAGUGAAAAUUACAUAAAUCUCUGUAAAAGAAAAUCAAAUUCUCCUCUCAGAUCUUAAUAGGGAUAUCAAUGCCAAACAAAUCUACUAGUCAGACCUGUGGGAAGAUCAGAAUUAUUGAACACCGAUCUGUUGUGAUUAUCAAAGAAGAACUUUGUUCUACAUUGGUGUAGCUAAAAGGUACUAAGACCAUGCCCUGAACAGUACAGUACUGUACACUAACAGACAAGCAAAGGCUAUAAACAUUACUCUCAUGGAGUUGCAUGUUUGGUAAAUAUUCUUCAUUACCCUAACUAUUUUAGAAUAUCCUUGAUUACUACUAAAGACUACUGUAUUCACUUGAAUUUAACAAAUGAAUUAUAAGCUCCUACAAGUACAGUCAUAGCUCAAAGAGACGAUGUGGGAAUUCUGCCUCUUAGCUGUCAGCACCUAGUUAAUUACACAGAUUUGACAGUGAUUUUCAUUGGAGUUAUUUAAGUCCUGAUUGAUUAAAUCCUAACACAAGCCAAUGGUACUUUGGGAAAUGUCUGUGUCCCCAAAAAAAGUUAGUUCCUAUCUUUGGCUGAAAGAGGAGCUCAGGAUGAGUUAUUUAUUCACAUAGAAAACAAGCAGCAAUUUGUAACUGAAUACCAGCUCAAUUAGUAAAUACAGAAUAAUCACAAAAAUCCAUAGCUGUAACUGCAAACUUUAUGCUAAGAAAUCCAUCAGGUAAGGUAUGUGAUCUGCUCUCUAUAAAAUGUAAAUUUUUUACAGUAUACCUUUGUGAAUUAAUGUUUUUAGGCAAGAAGUUCAUAUGUCAUCAU
Messenger RNA from Dermochelys coriacea (leatherback sea turtle), 9759 nucleotides. RefSeq names its product FRAS1 related extracellular matrix 3 (gene FREM3). Lineage: Eukaryota; Metazoa; Chordata; Testudines; Dermochelyidae. Gene Ontology annotation, cellular component: membrane. The record is from RefSeq and is a predicted model, not a curated record. Gene Ontology annotation, biological process: cell communication.